GGAGGGCAACGCCUGCCUGGGACUGUGAGCAACAGUGACCGCGGUGGGGGCUCUAGCCAGGGAAGAUGAGAGCCUUUUGGCCCGCGUUCCGAACGGCUGGCCGCAAUUCGGAGUGGUUCCCGAGGCCCGGCUUUCUGCCAGUUCUAGUCUCAGACCUCAGAACCUCCGUGCUGCCCUGCCGAGGACCUUCUCUUCGUUCCUCCAGCUGCAGGGCUGUCUUUCUCAGCGCCUGAUCGCAGGCGGAGCCAAGCUCGGAGUCCCCUGGUUAACGAAAGUGGCGGGUCCGGGAUGAGCGAGGACCCGACGUUGGGAGAAGGAUGGCCACAGCGGCCGGGUCUCUCCCGACCGCUGAGUCCGGCAGGCGGAAGCACGGACACCCCACAGUAGGGGUCGUGAGCUGCGAAGGGAGGUGCGAAGAGGGCUGGAGGCUGCGGCCACGGCCAUUGCUCUGGGCGUUCGUGCUGGCCGCGGCGCGCUGGCUGGUGCGGCCCAAGGAGAAGAGCGUGGCGGGCCAGGUGUGCCUCAUCACGGGCGCCGGCAGCGGCCUGGGCCGCCUCUUCGCGCUCGAGUUCGCCCGGCGUCGGGCGCUGCUAGUGCUCUGGGACAUCAACACGCAGAGCAACGAGGAGACGGCGGGCAUGGUGCGCCACAUCUACCGCGACCUGGAGGCGGCGGACGCCGCCGCUCUGCAAGCUGGGAAUGGUGAGGAAGAAAUUCUGCCCCACUGUAACUUGCAGGUUUUUACCUACACCUGUGAUGUGGGGAAGCGGGAGAAUGUCUACCUGACAGCUGAAAGGGUCCGCAAAGAGGUUGGCGAGGUCUCCGUCCUUGUCAAUAAUGCCGGCGUGGUGUCCGGACAUCACCUUCUGGAAUGUCCUGAUGAGCUCAUUGAGAGAACCAUGAUGGUCAAUUGCCAUGCACACUUCUGGACCACUAAGGCUUUUCUUCCUACAAUGCUGGAGAUCAAUCAUGGUCAUAUUGUAACAGUUGCAAGUUCCUUGGGAUUGUUCAGUACUGCUGGAGUUGAGGAUUAUUGUGCCAGUAAAUUUGGAGUGGUGGGUUUUCACGAAUCCCUGAGCCACGAGCUAAAGGCUGCUGAAAAGGAUGGAAUUAAAACAACCUUGGUUUGCCCUUACCUUGUAGACACCGGCAUGUUCAGAGGCUGCCGAAUCAGAAAAGAAAUUGAGCCUUUCCUGCCACCCCUGAAGCCCGAUUACUGUGUGAAGCAGGCCAUGAAGGCCAUCCUCACCGACCAGCCCAUGAUCUGCACCCCCCGGCUCAUGUACAUCGUGACCUUCAUGAAGAGCAUCCUCCCUUUUGAAGCAGUCGUGUGCAUGUAUCGGUUCCUAGGAGCGGACAAGUGUAUGUACCCCUUUAUCGCUCAAAGAAAACAAGCCACAAAUAAUAAUGAAGCAAAAAAUGGAAUCUAAGAAUCUUUUUGUAUGGAAUAUCAUUUGUAUCAGAAGACGAUCAAAAUGUUUCAAUCCAGUGCCCAUCAGCAUAACUGACAUUCUCUGGAUACUAAAUCCACAUUGACUUUUUUUUUAAUCAACUUAAAAAGAAAAAAUAAAGUGUAAAUUAACUGGCUAUAGUAUUUGGAAAAUGUGUUCAGCCAAUGUGAGCUUAGGUUGUUGCCCUUGGGGUCCUUUUAGAACCCUAAAACCAUCAGAUCUUUAGACAUGCACUGUGUGAUAUCUUCAGACUACCAUUAUUACUAUUUUUUUAAUGAACAGAAAGUCUAGAGAUAAUAACUACAGUGUUUCAUGUGUGUGAUUUUUCUUAGUUCCUAUAGAGUUUAUUAAUUUUUGUAAUUAAACUCUAGCCAAUUGACAGUCUUGCUAUAUUUUCUCAUGUUUUCUAAGUUACAGUUUUGCAAAGCCUGUGUGGCUUUUUCAUGAUAUUUUUAUGUUCAGCUCUUUUAAAAAGUGAUUUUGAAAUCUCCAUCAAUUCAAAGUUAUUAGUGUUUGGGUAAAGGUGAUCAGAUCUCUUUCUUAAAGUCAUAAUGGCUAAAGUAUUAGCUGAAUUUUUAGUUUUAUCUUUGAAAUAUUUCUCUAAGUAUCUACCACUCUGGAGACCUAGUUAUCCCAGAACACCAUACAUUUUCUACCUAUGAAUUUUGCUGCAUACAGAAAGUGCCCUUUCCUCAGGAAGUUGCUGUUUCAUUUCUUUGUAUGGACUCUUUAUCUAGAAUACAUUACAGCUCUGCAAAGAAACAGUUUCUAAAAAUGGGAACUUCUACUUAGAAAAGUCCCCAUUUUUGUGCCAACUUUGAAUAGUGAGGGGAAAAAAUCUUAUCCUAUGGAGUAUGUAUGGAAGGGUGUAAAGAUUCUUUUGAAAGUUUUAUUCACAUUGUAGAACAGCAAAUGACAUUUUUACAGUAUUUUUUUGUAAAGCAAACUAUUUUGUGCCUUGAAUUUGGUAUAUGUGUAUUAGUGAAACAUUGUAAAAGUGAACUUCUACCUCUGUAUCUAAAUGUAUACCAUCCACUUGUAAAUUACUAUGAUCUAUUACGUGAUUGCUUUUUUUGUUGUUUGUUUUUUUAGAAUGUCUUGUUUAGUGACCAAUGUUUAAGGCUAUUAAAAUAAGCCAACUUUUACUAAUUAAUUUGGAAAUUUUAUAAAGACUGAUUAAAUUUAAAGAAUUAACUUGCAUACAACUGACUAUGUGACCAUUAGUUGUCAGCACUGUUAUAAAAAAAAAAUCUUUGUGUAGUUUUUUUCCCAUGACAUAUCCUGCCUUACUUAGGGAAAAAUGUUUGAAUGGGAUAGUGUUUGGGAACAGGGAUGUUAAAAGCUUAGGGUGCCUAUACACUCAAAGUUCCAGUGUUAACAUCUAUUUAGACACUGUUGUGGGCUCAUUUACGUCGAAAGUGGAGAACUAGAAAGGAUCCACUACCUGUGGGUUGGUUUGGCUAUACAUGCAUCCGCAGGUAGCAAAGAUCCUGGCUUGCUGCUAGUGUCCCCCAAAGCUGGUCUUAAGGAAUAGCUCUUCAGUUGCACAUCUGUGUUUCUCUUUUAUAAACAACCAAACCUGAAGCCAUUAACCAUUGAGGCCCUGGCUGCCCGUUAAUUUUCAAUUAUGGAUUUAAAUACAGACUUUGAAAUAGUCUCAUAACCACAUGGGGUGGAAACAGAUAUUCUCAGAGGUUAUCCAGGACCAUCCACCAGUUAGCCGGGAGCACACUCAAGCCGCCCUAGACAAAGCUGUUCUAAUGUAAUGUCCCAUCUAGCAACCUUAAAACUAAGGAAAGUCAGCUUUACAUUUAAUUUUAUUCUCGUGUUUUGUAAUUUAAGCCUAUUUCUAUUUUUGUUUGUUAUUACCUUUAUGAGGUUGUUCAUCUCUUAAGUUCAAUAAACCUAAUUCAUUUAA
Molecule: messenger RNA, 3369 nt
Organism: Choloepus didactylus (southern two-toed sloth)
Lineage: Eukaryota; Metazoa; Chordata; Mammalia; Pilosa; Megalonychidae
Gene: RDH10
Product: retinol dehydrogenase 10
Exons: 7
Coding region: 318-1430 (370 amino acids)
Cellular component (GO): lipid droplet
Molecular function (GO): oxidoreductase activity, acting on the CH-OH group of donors, NAD or NADP as acceptor
Source: RefSeq, a predicted model, not a curated record